AGAAUGCACUCGUCAGCUUGGUCGCAUUUUCAUCACUGACUGAUCACGGGUAGCGAGCGCAGAUUCGUGUGCCAAAGUGCAAUAAAAUGAAACGAUAUUGAUAUCAGGCUACGCGUACAACGGCAGCAUCAUCACCGACGGCGAAACCGAUGGCCUUCUUCGAUCGAACGUGCAUAUAUUUCCAAUAGGCAGAGAAAUGUAUCCAUUGACUCAGCAUUAAAUGUGGAUGGGCGGUGUUUCUGUUUCCUUCGUUUGUUACGUUUCUUUUUUGAACUCAUAUAGUUUCACCUAGUUGCAAUCGUGCUGUAGGGAUUUUUUUACGUGUAUUUUGUUCGGUUCCGUAAGCUCCAACAAGAGCAGCACAACUGUGGAUGUACUCCGUGCUUUUGUUUGGCUAGAAUAUAUCGGUCAGGGGCGUUAUCGCUGAAUUACGAUGUUUACGAUUGCCGUCGAGUGUAUCUCGUUGUAAACGAAAAGGCACCCGCCCUUUGCGCGUCCAAAGUGUCAGGUUCCAAGCGUUCAUCAUCUUUCUCGUGUGACUCAUAAGGAGUAUUGUGCCAAUCCCUUCGCUAUAGGUACCGAUUUCCCUACGCUUCAAGAUCGUUCUUCACGAAGGGCUUGCGCGAACGCCCAUCUGUAUGCGCAAACAAUUUUGUCCAUGCGUGUGAUCGUCAUAUGUGUACGGAGCAUUGUGACGUGGCAGUGGAAUCGGCUAUUAUAGUGUAGAAUCGUCCGGAAGCGGUGUGUGGCCAUUGUACCAGGCCACACCGCACUCAAACAAGAGCGGAAAACACCGGCGUUGCCGGACCACAGCAUGGAAAAGUUUCCCCUCAAGGGCACCAGCAAUCUUUCGAUACCAUCCGCAGCCACGAAUCAUCCGCUGAGCGCUGAUCACACGUCUUAUCAGUCAGUUGCAAGUAAGACCGGUAAAGGUCCUUCCUCAGCGUCCGGAUCGGAACGUGUCACCACCUCGCUGACGACUCCGGGUGUGCCGGUGUACGAGGCGGACGAGGACGGCAUGAUCGACAUAACGCCCGGAAAUGGUGGCCUAACCAACCCGAACUACCCUUAUUCAUACGCGGCUAACGGUAGCCGACAGGAUGGUGUCGGUGCACCAAGCGGCAGUGGCAACAACGGCGGUGCCGGACUUGGUGGUGCUGCUGCCGCUGCCACAUCCGCCGGUAAUGGUGGAGACGGUGCUGGCCUAUCAUCGCCCACGCAUACACGCUUCGGGCGCGAUUUCCAUCACUCCGAUCAUGAAGAUACAUUAACCGUUUCGUUUUCCGGUAAAAUUGAAGGUAUCUCAUUUGCCGGCAUGACGGACACAAGCGAUGACAUUCCCGGCAUCGGGCAGUACGAUGAUUUCCACACAAUUGACUGGCAGCGUGAUAUAGCGCGCGAUCGUAUGCGCCAUCGAUACAUCGUGAAAAAGCGCCAGGACUCUUUCUGGGAUCUUCUAAAGGGUGCACAUGAUGCCUGGUCGGGAUGGGUGUGUGUACUGCUGGUCGGUCUGUUUACCGGUUGUGUCGCCGGUGUGAUCGAUAUUGGUGCGAGCUGGAUGACGGACCUAAAGUUCGGCAUAUGCCCACAAGCGUUUUGGCUAAACCGGGAGCAGUGCUGCUGGUCGUCUAAUGAAACCUCCUUCGACAGUGGCAACUGUUCGCAGUGGUACGCAUGGUCCGAGAUCUUUACCUCGUCCCGGGAAGGGUUCGGUGCGUACGUAAUAUCGUACUUCUUCUACAUCAUGUGGGCGAUGCUGUUUGCGCUGUUGGCCGCAUCGCUCGUACGCAUGUUUGCACCGUACGCGUGCGGGUCCGGUAUACCCGAGAUCAAGACGAUUCUGUCCGGGUUCAUUAUCCGCAGCUAUCUCGGCAAGUGGACGCUGAUUAUCAAAUCGGUCGGCAUAAUGCUGUCGGUGUCCGCCGGCCUUAGCCUUGGUAAGGAGGGCCCGAUGGUGCAUAUCGCAAGCUGUAUCGGCAACAUACUGUCCUAUCUCUUCCCGAAGUAUGGCCGCAAUGAGGCGAAAAAGAGGGAAAUCCUCUCGGCAGCAGCAGCCGCCGGCGUAUCGGUAGCGUUCGGUGCUCCGAUCGGUGGUGUACUGUUCAGCCUGGAGGAGGUAUCGUACUACUUCCCGCUCAAGACACUUUGGAGAUCGUUCUUCUGUGCGUUGAUCGCAGCGUUUAUUUUGCGAUCGAUUAAUCCGUUCGGUAACGAACAUUCGGUACUGUUCUACGUGGAAUACAACAAACCGUGGAUUUUCUUCGAGCUUGUACCGUUCAUCGGAUUGGGUAUUAUUGGGGGCUUCAUUGCCACCUUUUUCAUCAAGGCGAACCUUUGGUGGUGUCGGUUCCGCAAGUACAGCAAACUUGGACAGUACCCCGUUACGGAGGUGUUGAUUGUAACGUUCAUUACAGCGGUCAUCGCGUAUCCGAAUCCAUACACGCGAAUGAACACGAGCGAGCUUAUCUAUCUCCUCUUCAGCCAGUGCGGUAUCUCCAAUCAGGAUCCACUGUGCGACUACAAUCGCAACUUUACCGAUGUCAAUUCGGCCAUAGAAAUAGCGGCUGCCGGCCCAGGAGUGCACAAAGCAGUCUGGCUGCUCAUACUGGCGCUGGCAAUGAAGUUAGUCAUGACGAUCUUCACGUUCGGCAUGAAAGUACCGUGCGGGUUGUUCAUUCCUUCGUUGGCGCUCGGUGCGAUCACUGGACGUGUGGUUGGAAUUGGAAUGGAACAGCUGGCGUACCAUUAUCCGAAAAUAUGGAUCUUCUCUGGAGAGUGCUCAACUGGGGACGAUUGCAUUACGCCCGGGCUCUACGCGAUGGUCGGUGCUGCUGCCGUGCUUGGAGGGGUCACCAGAAUGACUGUGUCCCUUGUGGUUAUCAUGUUCGAGCUAACCGGUGGUGUCCGAUACAUCGUACCGCUGAUGGCGGCGGCCAUGGCAUCGAAGUGGGUUGGUGAUGCAUUAGGCAGACAGGGCAUCUACGAUGCACAUAUAGCGCUUAAUGGGUAUCCGUUCUUGGACAGCAAGGAUGAAUUCCAGCACACAACACUAGCGGCGGAUGUGAUGCAGCCAAAACGCAAUGAAACUCUAGCGGUGAUCACUCAGGACUCGAUGACGGUAGACGACAUCGAGACCUUACUCAAAGAGACUGAACACAACGGCUAUCCGGUGGUUGUGUCUAAGGAGAAUCAAUAUUUGGUUGGCUUCGUGUUGCGCAGGGAUCUUAAUCUAGCACUGGCCAAUGCACGACGCAUCAUUGAUGGUAUUACUGGCCAAUCGCUGGUGAUAUUCACCUCGGCUCAACCGGUUCAAAAUCUCGGGCCGUCGCCAUUGAAGUUGAAGAAAAUUCUCGAUAUGGCCCCGAUCACGGUCACGGAUCAGACUCCAAUGGAAACGGUAGUCGACAUGUUCCGCAAGCUGGGCCUGAGGCAAACAUUGGUCACCCACAAUGGGCGACUACUCGGUGUAAUAACCAAAAAAGACGUCCUGAGGUACGUGAAACAGAUGGACAAUGAAGACCCGAAUACUGUUUUGUUUAACUAAGCGCUUAGCUAUUUAUAAUGAUAGAUAUUAUGCUGGCCUCCCUUCUGUCUUUCCCCUUCCCUUCGCAACGUAUCAACCCUAUCCAUCCUGUGCUGUUAGGUUCGUUGUAGGUAAUGAACCAUUCAAAACAAGUUAGGCUUCCUCCGUGCUUACAUUCUUCGCCAGUUUGCGCGACUAAUAAUGAAAGGAUGAUAUCUUUUGGAAAUUUAAAAAACGAAGUAUUACCGUGCAAUAUUAUUUUUUUUUUUGGGAAAAGUAAACAAUUGAGGGAAAUAUUUGUAUGCAUGAAAGCAAUAGUCAAUUGAAAAUAGCGACAAUGGCAUUAAAACCACCUGCAUUCUUUAAAUCAGUUUGUGUUUUUGGGCAAAUAUUUUGAGCUAAUCGGGGGUAAUCCUGCCAAGUAGUAUAAAUGGUAAAGCCCGAUUCAAUAAUGCACCCGAGCUGGAGUAAGAUUUAAACUGUGCCCUGUGCCACUUCUUACGAGAUUAUCCAGUUGUGAGUAAUUAACGUCGUAGAUAGCUAGCCACAGUUCAGGUCAAUAUCGAAAAUGGUUAUAGAUCAAUUUAUCAAAACAGGAUCAACUUCAGUGGCUUUAUGAAUUUAUGAUUUACAGGAAGCUAUUUGUAUUCAACAACCCACUAAUUUUGCGACUAUCGCGUUUGGAAACAGGAAUAGAGCUAACCAGUAUGAAGUUUAAACACAAUGUCCUAUCCAGCCCGAUAGUUGGGUUAGGAAAUAUCAUAGAUUCCGAGACAGUUGUGCCGCGGUUAUCAUCGUGCAAAAUUGACACGUAAGUGACUCUAUAUAUUCUCUCGUCCAGGACUUAUGAAAUAUAGGUAUCAUAUUAUUUUUACAAAAUGUGCAAUCUAACCGACAGCAAUGGGACAAGUAACAUAAGUGCUGAUAGUGGAAAUGCAGAAGAAAUCAGAAAUACACACAUACACAAAUAGGAAAAUUACAUUACUCAUGUAAACGAUCGUCUUCGACGUCACGACGUUGCAGUAGGAACAAACCCGAUAGCGAAUGGAAAGGGAAAGAGUUUAAGAAUGCGGAAGCAACAUUAUAAUAAAAUUGUAUAUUUAUGUAAUAAAACAAUU
Messenger RNA from Anopheles moucheti, 4641 nucleotides. RefSeq names its product H(+)/Cl(-) exchange transporter 3 (gene ClC-c). NCBI's taxonomy places the organism in Eukaryota, Metazoa, Arthropoda, Insecta, Diptera, Culicidae. Bases 815 to 3544 code for a protein of 909 amino acids. The record is from RefSeq and is a predicted model, not a curated record. Gene Ontology annotation, biological process: transmembrane transport; chloride transport. Gene Ontology annotation, cellular component: early endosome; Golgi apparatus; synaptic vesicle. Gene Ontology annotation, molecular function: voltage-gated chloride channel activity. The transcript has 13 exons.